Poecilia latipinna (sailfin molly) is the source of this 1180-nucleotide messenger RNA. RefSeq lists its product as uncharacterized. The annotation marks the transcript as partial. The transcript is spliced from 4 exons. Gene Ontology annotation, cellular component: membrane. Lineage: Eukaryota; Metazoa; Chordata; Actinopteri; Cyprinodontiformes; Poeciliidae. The record is from RefSeq and is a predicted model, not a curated record.
ACAUCACAAGUCAUUCAGUCACUGAAAUUAUCCACAAAACUAGUUAAAGUUAAGAUGUAAUUCCAAAAAGAUAGUAGAUUAAGCAAAAUGUUAAAGUUGUUUAUAAACCAUCAAUGGAUGACAUAAAACAAUCCAGAAACAUGAAUCAUGACACGUUCAUAAUCCUAAUUUUAACCAACAGUGGUUGCUUUGCAUUUUGAUUUGGUGGCUUUAUGUUUUCAUCUUAAAUAUGAGCAACAUUUUUCUCUCUUUGUAGCCAAAAAAACUUUCAGAAGGGACACCAAAUGUACACAUGGACAAAAGAAAGCAGAAUAAUUUAAGACUAGAUGAGAAAAAACAUUUGUUUGUGUGUUUAUGCGUGUUCCUGUGGUUUUGGACAGGAAGGGUUUUACAGGUGUCACUUCACAUGCUAGUACUUUGCUGUUAUUUCCUGCUCAACAUUUUGCUGCCUGACAGCGAAAGACUUACACUGACGGAGUUGAUGAUGUCUUUGUUUCUGAUUUUGGCUCUUCUGAUCAUCAAUAAUGAACCAGGAAUCGAUGCUUUCACUUCGGUUUUCGUGCGGAAGGGUGACGAUGUUUUUCUUAACGUCUCAGAAGCCGCUGUUCCCAAAGAUUAUCACCUCCUUUUAUGGAAAUUUGUCACAGAUGAUGUGCUGGUGUCUUUCUUUCCAAGUGGAAAAUCAAGCGUCCGCGGGGUUUACGUUGGGAGAAUCGACCUUUUGGAAAAUAAAUACUCCAUAAAGUUAAAAAACCUCCAAAAAUCUGACAGUGGACUUUAUACGGCGAUAGUAACAGUGACUUCAGAAGAAGUACUAGCUGAACAAAAAGUCACAGUUCAAGAUCCGGUGGGUCCGGUCGAUCUGACCGUUUCCGUGUCCAGCGACUCUUCCUCCUGUAACCUCACGGCGACCUGCACCGCCGACGGCGCCGACAUCAGCAGCACGUUCAGAUGUGCCGCUAAAACCUGCCUUCAAGAGGGGGGAGAGGGAUCAAAGGUCACCAAGUCUGGUGCUUCCCUCCAUCUCUUCCUGUCCCGUUCAACAAUCGUCUGUAACCAUAGCAACCAGGUCAGCUGGACAGAGAAAACAACAGAGAUUGAUCACCUUUGUCCAAAGAAUGCCGAUGAAGAUGACCUCCAUGGAUUUUCCAUUUGUUACGUGAAGAAAGUCGUUUUCUCA